CCUCAAAAAAAAAAAAAAACUAAAUAAAUGUGACAAAGGUGUGAAAAAUUCUUAAUUUUAGUGGCAAACGAGACCAAUCAAUUGGUAUAUUUGCCAUCCAAGCAGGCACAUAGUAACUUGUUGUCUAUUCCGGCACAAAGUCACAAAAGUGCCACGAGACGACAACAUCAAAAGAGAGAGACAAAAAAAGAAUAAAAAAAAAAUGCGUGCGCUGAGGAUAUUCGCGAAGCAGGUGCCACCGGCGCACAUCCUAAAUAUUAAAUCAAUAGUUUUGCUAGUUUUUGUCACACUAUCAAGCGCUCCCCAUGCUGUGCUGUCGCGCAAACAUCACCUGGAAGUUCGCAACGAUAUGCGGCCCUACAUAGCACUGAGCACAUUCGGCUUCUAUACCAAUGGCCAUCUGGAUGUGCAGCUCAGUAAGCUGACGAUUGACGGUGAGAAUCCCGGGGACUUGUUUGGCCUGUCGCUGGACAAGACCACCAUUGAUCAAUUGAAUCCCUACCUGGACUCGCAUCAAAACAAAUGCAUCCUCGAGGAGCCGCCAAAUAUGCAGACCAGUGGACCCAUCCUGUUCUUUGUGCUCGAUCUGAAAGAGCUAAAAGUGCGCGUCAAGUGCUCACCCGAAUGGAACAAUAAACACAUCUACAAGGAUAUCGCCUCGCGCCACAAGCGCAACUCCUUGGCCAAGGUCAGUGACUCUGUGCUGUUCCGGCAGCGUCGCGAUGCACCGCCACAAUACUCAGCCGAAGGUGCCGAUGACAUGGACGAGCAUUCAGUGGAGGAGCCCAUGGAUACGGAGGAGCUGCGUCAGCCACAUGCCCUGAAACCAUCGCCAUCAAUCGCCGUUGUGGGUAAAAUCGAAGUGCCAGCCGAUGUGAAGCCCAGCCCCAAAGCCAAGGAAGGAGUUGCUGCUGUAGCUGCUGCUCCAGCUGCUCCUGCUGUUCCUGCUGCUCGUCCUGCUGAUCCAGUCAGAGUGCACGGUUAUGCUGGAACACCGGAACAACUUACCCUUGACAAGAAGCGUAUUAAUUCGUUAAUGAAUUCCAUAAACAAACCACCGAAAAAAUCGCAAAUCAAACCAGAGGCUGCAGCUGCUGCUGCAGCUGUACCCAAGGAUGAGGACGAAGAUUAUCUUGCACCCGACCCCAAGCAGGAGCCAGUGGAAGUGCCAAAGGUGGCUUCAAUACCACCACCAUCAGCACCGAAAGCAGCUGCACCUGACACUGAAUCCGACAAGAUGAAAGCCGACAACGACAAUAAUGCCGAAGAAGUAGCGCCAGCUCCAGUUAAUCCCUUUCCCUCGGAGCAACUGGGCCCCUUUCCCGGCGAAAGUCUGUCCGACAAUAGCUUGUACAAUUCGUACAAGCAAUCGCAGGAUGCGCUGUGCAAGGACUCCACGCUGCCACUGGACAGACAAGUCAUUCAGGGUGUGACUUAUUACAACUUUACGUUCUCCAUGCUGGUGGCCACACUGCAGGAUGAGGGCCUCUACAACCUGUACUUCCAUGCCUGUCCCAAUUACUAUGCGCCCAAAAUAGUGUCCUUUAAUGUGGACAUUGAGGAGAACAACAACGGCAACUAUCUGUCGGCGGGAGAGAUGCCCCUGCCCGCUCUGUACUUUAUGAUGAGUCUGCUCUUCUUUUUGUCCGGACUGUUCUGGGUGUUCAUUCUGAAGAAGAGCAAGCAUACUGUGUACAAAAUACACUACUUGAUGGCUGUGCUGGUGUUCCUCAAGUCGCUCUCCCUGAUGUUCCACUCGAUCAACUAUCAUUUCAUUGAGAAGCGCGGCGAGCAUGUCGAAACGUGGGCCAUACUCUACUACAUCGCACAUCUGCUGAAGGGCGCUGUGCUCUUCAUAACCAUCGUACUCAUUGGCACCGGCUGGACCUUCAUCAAGCACAUACUCUCGGACAAGGACAAGAAGAUCUUUAUGAUUGUGAUUCCACUGCAGAUCCUGGCAAAUGUGGCGCAAAUCAUCACAGAUGAAUCGGAUCAGAGCGAUGCCGAAUUCCGCACCUGGCACAACAUUUUCUUCUUUGUGGAUCUGCUGUGCUGCGGCGCCAUACUGUUUCCGAUUGUGUGGUCGAUACGCCAUUUGCAUGAGGCCUCGGCCACCGAUGGCAAGGCGGCCAUCAACUUGCGCAAACUGAAGCUCUUCCGCCAGUUCUACAUUAUGAUUGUUUGCUACAUUUACUUUACGCGCAUCAUUGUCGAUCUGCUCCAGAUGACUGUCGUGUUCCAGUAUGCCUGGCUGGACGAGAUGUUUCGCGAGAUGGCCACCUAUGUGUUCUUCGUGCUGACGGGCUACAAAUUCCGUCCAGUAUCAUCACAUCCAUACUUCACGGUGCCCGACGACGAUGACGAUGAUGAGGUGGAGGUGCUCACUGGCUCCGGCCUCACCGAAACGGUGCAUCGCAUCAAGCCACUGAAUCGUAGUGGCAGCCAUGGCACCGCCUCCACUGGUGGCAUCACCAUCAUCGAGGGCAAUGAGGAUGAGCGCGAGAAUCUAAUCGCGAAACGAGAAUCAAGUCAUGAAUACGAUUAGGCGAUAAGGCAGCACCCUCCUUCAUCCCCUUUCCCCAGAACCUUACCCAUAGAACACACACAACAACAAGCAAUCAAAAUCCAAUCUACAUACAUAAUAUUCCAAUGCAUAGUCUUUAGAGGCCACAGCCCAGAUCUUCGCCGUUAAAUUCUAGGCAAUAGGCAGAGACCCCAGAGGUUGUGCGUGAGUGUGUGUGUGUGGCUGGUCUUUAUUUGUAUACACCACAAAUAAUACUUGAGUUUAGAUCAUUAUCGUACACCUAAGGCAGCAGAAGGAGCUACAAAACAGAGAAGAAUAAUCUCAAUUUGUGCAGCAAUCGAACGGCGCAACUGCAAGUGGACUCCACGGCGAGAGAGAGAGAGAUGGACAGAGAGGAGAGCGAGGGAGAAGGCAACCCGUCCAGCGCCCACGCGGAAGACACAUUUGUAAAUAAUUACUUAAUAAUCGAACGCACCGAACGCUGCUUCUGACUCUCCCUCCCUGCCCCCAUCCUCUACUAUUACCAUAUAUA
Molecule: messenger RNA, 3056 nt
Organism: Drosophila guanche
Lineage: Eukaryota; Metazoa; Arthropoda; Insecta; Diptera; Drosophilidae
Product: protein GPR107
Exons: 6
Coding region: 203-2545 (780 amino acids)
Biological process (GO): transport
Cellular component (GO): membrane; Golgi apparatus
Source: RefSeq, a predicted model, not a curated record